Penicillium subrubescens is the source of this 1545-nucleotide messenger RNA. Its product is annotated as cytochrome P450. The record is from RefSeq and is a predicted model, not a curated record. The transcript has 4 exons. Gene Ontology annotation, molecular function: iron ion binding; heme binding; oxidoreductase activity, acting on paired donors, with incorporation or reduction of molecular oxygen, reduced flavin or flavoprotein as one donor, and incorporation of one atom of oxygen. Bases 1 to 1545 code for a protein of 514 amino acids. NCBI's taxonomy places the organism in Eukaryota, Fungi, Ascomycota, Eurotiomycetes, Eurotiales, Aspergillaceae.
AUGUUGCUCAGCCCGGCCAUCGCCCUAUUUGCCGCCCUAUACGCAACCUUCCUAGUCCUGCGUUACCUCGUCCAGUUACACCACCACCGGAAACUCUCCAAACAGUUACACUGCCAACCCCCAGCCGCGGGAAACUCAGGCUGGCUCGGCAUCCCGGGCUUUUUACGGCUGAGCAAGGCUGUCCGCGAGAAGAGAUGGAUUGAUUACAUGUGUGACCAAUUCGAUAUCCACGGCCCGACGUUUACGCAGCGGUUUUUGUCGCGCAAGUUACUUACGACUAUUGAGCCCGAGAAUGUGAAGGCUAUCCUGGCGACGCAAUUUCAGGAUUUUUGUCUGGGGACUAGACAUGAGCAGUUUUAUCCGUUGUUGGGAGAUGGUAUUUUUACGCUUGAUGGGGCGGGGUGGACGCAUGCGAGAGGUUUGUUGAGGCCGCAGUUUACGAGGGAUCAGGUCGCCGACCUCUCCAUGCUGGACGACCACAUCACCCACCUAAUCAACCUAAUCCCGAAAGACCGCACCAGCUUCGACAUCCAACGCCUCUUCUUCCUCCUCACCCUCGACUCCGCCACCCACUUCCUCUUCGGCGAAUCCGUUGGCUGCAUGUCCCCGACAACAACAGGGGUUCUCGAAAAAUCCGCCGUCCGCAACGCCCAAGGUUUCGCCGACGCCUUCACCACUGCACAGGAUUACCUCGCCGCGCGAUCCCGCGCACAGGGGCUAUACUGGGUGAUUAAUCCCAAGGAAUUCCGUGAAGCGAAUCGCCGUGUGCACGAGGUCGUCGAUCAUUACGUUAAUGUUGCGCUGGAGGCGAAGCGUAACCCGGAGAAGAAGCACGGUGGGGAUGGGAGGUAUAUUUUCCUGGAGGCGUUGGCGGCAGAAACGGAUGAUCCGAAGAUGUUGAGGGAUAAUAUGUUGAAUAUUUUGCUUGCGGGCCGGGAUACAACGGCGAGUUUGUUGUCGUCGACUUUCUUUUAUUUGGCGAGGUAUCCGGCUGUUUUUAAAAGGUUGAGGAAGGAGAUUGUGGAUGCGUUUGGGGAUAAGAAUGCCGGUGUGGAGAUUACCCAGACCAAGCUCAAGGAUAUUCCUUAUUUGCGAUAUGUUCUGAAUGAAGUCCUCCGUCUCCAACCACCAGUCCCAGCCAACUUCCGCGUCGCAACAAAAGACACCUCUCUCCCUGUCGGAGGAGGUCCCGACCGCCGCUCCCCCGUCUACGUGCGUAAAGGCACAAUGGUCGCCUACAACGUCUUCGCCAUGCACCGUCGCACCGAUCUCUGGGGCAAAGACGCCCGCACUUUCCGACCAGAGCGUUGGGAAGAGAACGCAAAGCAUGGAUGGGAGUAUCUUCCUUUCAAUGGUGGUCCGCGCAUUUGUCUUGGUCAGCAAUACGCCCUUACCGAGGCAAGUUAUACCGUCGUCCGGCUGAUGCAGCAUUUUGAUUGUCUUGAGAAUGCGGAUCCGGAUACCCGGUUGGAACCGAUUAAAAAUUCGAAUUUGACGAUGAUGCAUGACCAUGGUGUUCCUGUUAAGCUGUAUGCUUCGGAGUAA